AUGUCUCCCUCUCUAACUACAUCAUCAACAGCUUUAACGACAACAGAAACCUCAACAUCAGAUUCUUUCACCACAAUCCCUUUUGUAGCAACAUCUAAUACACCACCCACUAGCACAAUUGAAACUAGCACUGCUUUUACCUCAGCAAAAACUUCUACUUCAUCAGCAAGUGCUUCCACUGCAUCUACCAGCACUUCAGCGCAAACAACAAUUACAUUUGGCUCGACAACAGCCACAGAUGAAACCACAACAACGUUGUCUGCAAGUACAACAUUCACAACCUUUCCUACAGAGACCACCGCUAUUUCCACAACAAGCUUUUCAAGCACUGCCUCAACUUCAUCUACAUCAACGCCGUUUAAAUUUGCUUCAACAAGUCCUACGUUUUCCGCAACAAUAUCUUCCCAGACUACGUCUCCCUCUCUAACUACAUCAUCAACAGCUUUAACCACAACAGAAACCUCAACAGAUUCUUUCACCUCAACCCCUUUUGUAGCAACAUCUACAACACCACCCACUAGCACAAUUGAAACCAGCACUGCUUUUACCUCAGCAAAAACUUCUACUUCAUCAACAAGUGCUUCCACUGCAUCUACCAGCACUUCAGCGCAAACAACUAUUACAUUUGGCUCGACAACAGCCACAGAUGAAACCACAACAACGUCGUCUGCAAGUACAACAUUCACAACCUUUCCUACAGAGAACACCGCUAUUUCCACAACAAGCUUUUCAAGCACUGCCUCAACUUCAUCUACAUCAACGCCGUUUACAUUUGCUUUAACAAGUCCUACGUUUUCCGCAACAAUAUCUUCCCAGACUACGUCUCCCUCUCUAACUACAUCAUCAACAGCUUUAACCACAACAGAAACCUCAACAUCAGAUUCUUUCACCACAACCCCUUUUGUAGCAACAUCUACAACACCACCCACUAGCAUAAUUGAAACUAGCACUGCUUUUACCUCAGCAAAAACUUCUACUUCAUCAGCAAGUGCUUCCACUGCAUCUACCAGCACUUCAGCGCAAACAACAAUUACAUUUGGCUCGACAACAGCCACAGAUGAAACCACAACAACGUCGUCUGCAAGUACAACAUUCACAACCUUUCCUACAGAGACCACCGCUAUUUCCACAACAAGCUUUUCAAGCACUGCCUCAACUUCAUCUACAUCAACGCCGCUUACAUUUGCUUCAACAAGUCCUACGUUUUCCGCAACAAUAUCUUCCCAGACUACGUCUCCCUCUCUAACUACAUCAUCAACAGCUUUAACGACAACAGAAACCUCAACAACAGAUUCUUUCACCACAACCCCUUUUGUAGCAACAUCUACAACACCACCCACUAGCACAAUUGAAACCAGCCCUGCUUUUACCUCAGCAAAAACUUCUACUUCAUCAGCAAGUGCUUCCACUGCUUCUACCAGCACUUCAGCGCAAACAACAAUUACAUUUGGCUCGACAACAGCCACAGAUGAAACCACAACAACGUCGUCUGCAAGUACAACAUUCACAACCUUUCCUACAGAGACCACCGCUAUUUCCACAACAAGCUUUUCAAGCACUGUCUCAACUUCAUCUACAUCAACGCCAUUUACAUUGGCUUCAACAAGUCCUACGUUUUCCGCAACAAUAUCUUCCAAGACUACGUCUCCCUCUCUAACUACAUCAUCAACAGCUUUAACCACAACAGAAACCUCAACAGAUUCUUUCACCUCAACCCCUUUUGUAGCAACAUCUACAACACCACCCACUAGCACAAUUGAAACCAGCACUGCUUUUACCUCAGCAAAAACUUCUACUUCAUCAACAAGUGCUUCCACUGCAUCUACCAGCACUUCAGCGCAAACAACUAUUACAUUUGGCUCGACAACAGCCACAGAUGAAACCACAACAACGUCGUCUGCAAGUACAACAUUCACAACCUUUCCUACAGAGAACACCGCUAUUUCCACAACAAGCUUUUCAAGCACUGCCUCAACUUCAUCUACAUCAACGCCGUUUACAUUUGCUUCAACAAGUCCUACGUUUUCCGCAACAAUAUCUUCCCAGACUAUGUCUCCCUCUCUAACUACAUCAUCAACAGCUUUAACGACAACAGAAACCUCAACAUCAGAUUCUUUCACCACAAUCCCUUUUGUAGCAACAUCUAAUACACCACCCACUAGCACAAUUGAAACUAGCACUGCUUUUACCUCAGCAAAAACUUCUACUUCAUCAGCAAGUGCUUCCACUGCAUCUACCAGCACUUCAGCGCAAACAACAAUUACAUUUGGCUCGACAACAGCCACAGAUGAAACCACAACAACGUUGUCUGCAAGUACAACAUUCACAACCUUUCCUACAGAGACCACCGCUAUUUCCACAACAAGCUUUUCAAGCACUGCCUCAACUUCAUCUACAUCAACGCCGUUUAAAUUUGCUUCAACAAGUCCUACGUUUUCCGCAACAAUAUCUUCCCAGACUACGUCUCCCUCUCUAACUACAUCAUCAACAGCUUUAACCACAACAGAAACCUCAACAGAUUCUUUCACCUCAACCCCUUUUGUAGCAACAUCUACAACACCACCCACUAGCACAAUUGAAACCAGCACUGCUUUUACCUCAGCAAAAACUUCUACUUCAUCAACAAGUGCUUCCACUGCAUCUACCAGCACUUCAGCGCAAACAACUAUUACAUUUGGCUCGACAACAGCCACAGAUGAAACCACAACAACGUCGUCUGCAAGUACAACAUUCACAACCUUUCCUACAGAGAACACCGCUAUUUCCACAACAAGCUUUUCAAGCACUGCCUCAACUUCAUCUACAUCAACGCCGUUUACAUUUGCUUUAACAAGUCCUACGUUUUCCGCAACAAUAUCUUCCCAGACUACGUCUCCCUCUCUAACUACAUCAUCAACAGCUUUAACCACAACAGAAACCUCAACAUCAGAUUCUUUCACCACAACCCCUUUUGUAGCAACAUCUACAACACCACCCACUAGCAUAAUUGAAACUAGCACUGCUUUUACCUCAGCAAAAACUUCUACUUCAUCAGCAAGUGCUUCCACUGCAUCUACCAGCACUUCAGCGCAAACAACAAUUACAUUUGGCUCGACAACAGCCACAGAUGAAACCAAAACAACGUCGUCUGCAAGUACAACAUUCACAACCUUUCCUACAGAGACCACCGCUAUUUCCACAACAAGCUUUUCAAGCACUGCCUCAACUUCAUCUACAUCAACGCCGCUUACAUUUGCUUCAACAAGUCCUACGUUUUCCGCAACAAUAUCUUCCCAGACUACGUCUCCCUCUCUAACUACAUCAUCAACAGCUUUAACGACAACAGAAACCUCAACAACAGAUUCUUUCACCACAACCCCUUUUGUAGCAACAUCUACAACACCACCCACUAGCACAAUUGAAACCAGCCCUGCUUUUACCUCAGCAAAAACUUCUACUUCAUCAGCAAGUGCUUCCACUGCUUCUACCAGCACUUCAGCGCAAACAACAAUUACAUUUGGCUCGACAACAGCCACAGAUGAAACCACAACAACGUCGUCUGCAAGUACAACAUUCACAACCUUUCCUACAGAGACCACCGCUAUUUCCACAACAAGCUUUUCAAGCACUGUCUCAACUUCAUCUACAUCAACGCCAUUUACAUUGGCUUCAACAAGUCCUACGUUUUCCGCAACAAUAUCUUCCAAGACUACGUCUCCCUCUCUAACUACAUCAUCAACAGCUUUAACCACAACAGAAACCUCAACAGAUUCUUUCACCUCAACCCCUUUUGUAGCAACAUCUACAACACCACCCACUAGCACAAUUGAAACCAGCACUGCUUUUACCUCAGCAAAAACUUCUACUUCAUCAACAAGUGCUUCCACUGCAUCUACCAGCACUUCAGCGCAAACAACUAUUACAUUUGGCUCGACAACAGCCACAGAUGAAACCACAACAACGUCGUCUGCAAGUACAACAUUCACAACCUUUCCUACAGAGAACACCGCUAUUUCCACAACAAGCUUUUCAAGCACUGCCUCAACUUCAUCUACAUCAACGCCGUUUACAUUUGCUUCAACAAGUCCUACGUUUUCCGCAACAAUAUCUUCCCAGACUAUGUCUCCCUCUCUAACUACAUCAUCAACAGCUUUAACGACAACAGAAACCUCAACAUCAGAUUCUUUCACCACAAUCCCUUUUGUAGCAACAUCUAAUACACCACCCACUAGCACAAUUGAAACUAGCACUGCUUUUACCUCAGCAAAAACUUCUACUUCAUCAGCAAGUGCUUCCACUGCAUCUACCAGCACUUCAGCGCAAACAACAAUUACAUUUGGCUCGACAACAGCCACAGAUGAAACCACAACAACGUUGUCUGCAAGUACAACAUUCACAACCUUUCCUACAGAGACCACCGCUAUUUCCACAACAAGCUUUUCAAGCACUGCCUCAACUUCAUCUACAUCAACGCCGUUUAAAUUUGCUUCAACAAGUCCUACGUUUUCCGCAACAAUAUCUUCCCAGACUACGUCUCCCUCUCUAACUACAUCAUCAACAGCUUUAACCACAACAGAAACCUCAACAGAUUCUUUCACCUCAACCCCUUUUGUAGCAACAUCUACAACACCACCCACUAGCACAAUUGAAACCAGCACUGCUUUUACCUCAGCAAAAACUUCUACUUCAUCAACAAGUGCUUCCACUGCAUCUACCAGCACUUCAGCGCAAACAACUAUUACAUUUGGCUCGACAACAGCCACAGAUGAAACCACAACAACGUCGUCUGCAAGUACAACAUUCACAACCUUUCCUACAGAGAACACCGCUAUUUCCACAACAAGCUUUUCAAGCACUGCCUCAACUUCAUCUACAUCAACGCCGUUUACAUUUGCUUUAACAAGUCCUACGUUUUCCGCAACAAUAUCUUCCCAGACUACGUCUCCCUCUCUAACUACAUCAUCAACAGCUUUAACCACAACAGAAACCUCAACAUCAGAUUCUUUCACCACAACCCCUUUUGUAGCAACAUCUACAACACCACCCACUAGCAUAAUUGAAACUAGCACUGCUUUUACCUCAGCAAAAACUUCUACUUCAUCAGCAAGUGCUUCCACUGCAUCUACCAGCACUUCAGCGCAAACAACAAUUACAUUUGGCUCGACAACAGCCACAGAUGAAACCACAACAACGUCGUCUGCAAGUACAACAUUCACAACCUUUCCUACAGAGACCACCGCUAUUUCCACAACAAGCUUUUCAAGCACUGCCUCAACUUCAUCUACAUCAACGCCGCUUACAUUUGCUUCAACAAGUCCUACGUUUUCCGCAACAAUAUCUUCCCAGACUACGUCUCCCUCUCUAACUACAUCAUCAACAGCUUUAACGACAACAGAAACCUCAACAACAGAUUCUUUCACCACAACCCCUUUUGUAGCAACAUCUACAACACCACCCACUAGCACAAUUGAAACCAGCCCUGCUUUUACCUCAGCAAAAACUUCUACUUCAUCAGCAAGUGCUUCCACUGCUUCUACCAGCACUUCAGCGCAAACAACAAUUACAUUUGGCUCGACAACAGCCACAGAUGAAACCACAACAACGUCGUCUGCAAGUACAACAUUCACAACCUUUCCUACAGAGACCACCGCUAUUUCCACAACAAGCUUUUCAAGCACUGUCUCAACUUCAUCUACAUCAACGCCAUUUACAUUGGCUUCAACAAGUCCUACGUUUUCCGCAACAAUAUCUUCCAAGACUACGUCUCCCUCUCUAACUACAUCAUCAACAGCUUUAACCACAACAGAAACCUCAACAGAUUCUUUCACCUCAACCCCUUUUGUAGCAACAUCUACAACACCACCCACUAGCACAAUUGAAACCAGCACUGCUUUUACCUCAGCAAAAACUUCUACUUCAUCAACAAGUGCUUCCACUGCAUCUACCAGCACUUCAGCGCAAACAACUAUUACAUUUGGCUCGACAACAGCCACAGAUGAAACCACAACAACGUCGUCUGCAAGUACAACAUUCACAACCUUUCCUACAGAGAACACCGCUAUUUCCACAACAAGCUUUUCAAGCACUGCCUCAACUUCAUCUACAUCAACGCCGUUUACAUUUGCUUCAACAAGUCCUACGUUUUCCGCAACAAUAUCUUCCCAGACUACGUCUCCCUCUCUAACUACAUCAUCAACAGCUUUAACCACAACAGAAACCUCAACAUCAGAUUCUUUCACCACAAUCCCUUUUGUAGCAACAUCUAAUACACCACCCACUAGCACAAUUGAAACUAGCACUGCUUUUACCUCAGCAAAAACUUCUACUUCAUCAGCAAGUGCUUCCACUGCAUCUACCAGCACUUCAGCGCAAACAACAAUUACAUUUGGCUCGACAACAGCCACAGAUGAAACCACAACAACGUCGUCUGCAAGUACAACAUUCACAACCUUUCCUACAGAGACCACCGCUAUUUCCACAACAAGCUUUUCAAGCACUGCCUCAACUUCAUCUACAUCAACGCCGUUUAAAUUUGCUUCAACAAGUCCUACGUUUUCCGCAACAAUAUCUUCCCAGACUACGUCUCCCUCUCUAACUACAUCAUCAACAGCUUUAACCACAACAGAAACCUCAACAUCAGAUUCUUUCACCACAACCCCUUUUGUAGCAACAUCUACAACACCACCCACUAGCACAAUUGAAACCAGCACUGCUUUUACCUCAGCAAAAACUUCUACUUCAUCAGCAAGUGCUUCCACUGCAUCUACCAGCACUUCAGCGCAAACAACAAUUACAUUUGGCUCGACAACAGCCACAGAUGAAACCACAACAACGUCGUCUGCAAGUACAACAUUCACAACCUUUCCUACAGAGACCACCGCUAUUUCCACAACAAGCUUUUCAAGCACUGCCUCAACUUCAUCUACAUCAACGCCGCUUACAUUUGCUUCAACAAGUCCUACGUUUUCCGCAACAAUAUCUUCCCAGACUACGUCUCCCUCUCUAACUACAUCAACAGCUUUAACGACAACAGAAACCUCAACAACAGAUUCUUUCACCACAACCACUUUUGUAGCAACAUCUACAACACCACCCACUAGCACAAUUGAAACCAGCACUGCUUUUACCUCAGCAAAAACUUCUACUUCAUCAGCAAGUGCUUCCACUGCAUCUACCAGCACUUCAGCGCAAACAACUAUUACAUUUGGCUCGACAACAGCCACAGAUGAAACCACAACAACGUCGUCUGCAAGUACAACAUUCACAACCUUUCCUACAGAGACCACCGCUAUUUCCACAACAAGCUUUUCAAGCACUCCCUCAACUUCAUCUAGAUCAACGCCGUUUACAUUUGCUUCAACAAGUCCUACUUUUUCCGCAACAAUAUCUUCCCAGACUUCGUCUCCCUCUCUAACUACAUCAUCAACAGCUUUAACCACAACAGAAACCUCAAAAACAGAUUCUUUCACCACAACCCCUUUUGUAGCAACAUCUACAACACCACCCACUAGCACAAUUGAAACCAGCACUGCUUUUACCUCAGCAAAAACUUCUACUUCAUCAGCAAGUGCUUCCACUGCAUCUACCAGCACUUCAGCGCAAACAACAAUUACAUUUGGCUCGACAACAGCCACAGAUGAAACCACAACAACGUCGUCUGCAAGUACAACAUUCACAACCUUUCCUACAGAGACCACCGCUAUUUCCACAACAAGCUUUUCAAGCACUGCCUCAACUUCAUCUACAUCAACGCCGUUUACAUUUGCUUCAACAAGUCCUACGUUUUCCGCAACAAUAUCUUCCCAGACUACGUCUCCCUCUCUAACUACAUCAUCAACAGCUUUAACGACAACAGAAACCUCAACAACAGAUUCUUUCACCUACAACCCCUUUUACCACCGCUAUUUCCACAACAAGCUUUUCAAGCACUGCCUCAACUUCAUCUACAUCAACGCCGUUUACAUUUGCUUCAACAAGUCCUACGUUUUCCGCAACAAUAUCUUCCCAGACUACGUCUCCCUCUCUAACUACAUCAUCAACAGCUUUAACCACAACAGAAACCUCAACAUCAGAUUCUUUCACCACAACCCCUUUUACCACCGCUAUUUCCACAACAAGCUUUUCAAGCACUGCCUCAACUUCAUCUACAUCAACGCCGCUUACAUUUGCUUCAACAAGUCCUACGUUUUCCGCAACAAUAUCUUCCCAGACUACGUCUCCCUCUCUAACUACAUCAUCAACAGCUUUAACGACAACAGAAACCUCAACAACAGAUUCUUUCACCACAACCCCUUUUCCACAGAGGAAACCACAACAACGUCGUCUGCAAGUACAACAUUCACAACCUUUCCUACAGAGACCACCGCUAUUUCCACAACAAGCUUUUCAAGCACUGCCUCAACUUCAUCUACAUCAACGCCGCUUACAUUUGCUUCAACAAGUCCUACGUUUUCCGCAACAAUAUCUUCCCAGACUACGUCUCCCUCUCUAACUACAUCAUCAACAGCUUUAACGACAACAGAAACCUCAACAACAGAUUCUUUCACCACAACCCCUUUUGUAGCAACAUCUACAACACCACCCACUAGCCACAAUUGA
Molecule: messenger RNA, 8577 nt
Organism: Oryzias latipes (Japanese medaka)
Lineage: Eukaryota; Metazoa; Chordata; Actinopteri; Beloniformes; Adrianichthyidae
Source: RefSeq, a predicted model, not a curated record